Molecule: messenger RNA, 2010 nt
Organism: Hemicordylus capensis (graceful crag lizard)
Lineage: Eukaryota; Metazoa; Chordata; Lepidosauria; Squamata; Cordylidae
Gene: CFAP184
Product: coiled-coil domain containing 96
Exons: 2
Coding region: 1-1644 (547 amino acids)
Biological process (GO): cilium assembly
Cellular component (GO): ciliary basal body; axoneme
Source: RefSeq, a predicted model, not a curated record
AUGGAGACGGAGCCGAUUUCUCCCGAGCCAGCCGAAGCGCCCGGAGAUGCGGCGACCCCAGAGGCCGUAGAAGCCUCCCCCUCCUCCUCUGCCGUCGCUGCCCCCAUUGCUGAGGAGUCGCCGGUCAAGGGGGAAGCGGCAGCGGAGGGGGAGGCGACGGCGGCCGCCGAAGAAGAGAAGCCAGGAGAAGAACCCACCGAAGAACCGCCUGCAGGGGAGGAGGCGAGCGACGGCCAGGCGGAGGAGGAGGAGGCGCCGGCGCCCCUGGAGGGAGCAAUCGCGGGCCAAGAACCAUCGCCAGCGGAGGAGGAGGAGGAGGAGGAGGGGAAGGCAGCGGAGGAUGAAAGCGGCGGCGAGGACGCGGCGGCUGCGGCGGCUGCGGCAGAGGAGCUCCCCCAGGGGCCCGAGGAGGCUCCCUCCAGCGCGUUCCUGGUGCCUGCGCUGCCUACCAGCGUGUCCUUCGCCGAGGGGGAGCCGCUGGAGCCGGAGCCGCUGCAGAUCGGUGUCGACCUGAGCCGCCGGCUGAGCGUCAGCCUGCGGGAGCUGGAGAGCAUCAGGAGGACGUCGCCGGAGCCCAACAGCCCCGAAGACGAGGAGAGCCUCGAGGAACCGGGGGAGACCGAGCAGGAGGUCGAGGCGCGCCUGGCCGAAGAAGAGCGGCAGCGGACCGAGCUGGUGGAGGAGUACCGGCAGCUGGUGUCGGAGCGGAGCCGCCUGCGCCAUUACAACACGAAGCUGCAGGGCAAGCUGGCUGACCUGCUGAACAAGGCCAAGGCCAAGGAGCUUCCCCGGGCAGAGCUGGAGCAGCACAUCUCGGACAAAGAGCAGCGCUACAACCGCUACUUAGCUAUGCUGGAGGAGCUGCGGAACCAGCAGACGGAGGAGAUGGCCUGGUAUCAGAGGCAGAUAGAUGCCCUCCAAAGGACCUGUGAGGAGAAGCUGGCCACUGUGAAUGCUGAGUGGAAGACCUACCUGGCUACCAAGAAGGACGUGGCUGUGUACACCAUGGGGCGGCGGCUGGGAGGCAAGCAGGCUGCCAUCAAGCAAGUGGAGCUGAUCCAAUCGAGAGAGCAGAGCAAGGAAAAAGAGAUGACGGAGGUUCGUCUGGAAAAUAUAAAGUUGAAACACAGGAUCCAGAAACUUGAAGCAAGCUUAAAAGCCCAAGAGGAGUUGGCAGAAGGACUUCACUUAAUAGACUUUGAGCAGCUGAAGAUAGAGAACCAGACCUACAAUGAGAAAAUUGAAGAGCGCAAUGAGGAGCUUCUGAAGCUCCGGAAGAAGAUCACCAACACAGUGCAAGUCCUGACUCAGCUAAAGGAAAAACUGCAGUUUGUGGAAGGAGAGAAUCAAGGACAAAAGGCUCAGCUAAUGGCAGUAGAAGCUCUCGUGGCCCAAAAGAGAGAUCAUCUAACGAGGACAAAACAGGCUCGAGAUAGAUUGCGAAUAGACAACCAGAAACUUCACCAGAGAUGUGGCUUACUUGGAAAUACACUGUUACUGAGGGACUUUGAGAGUAAGGUAGAGGCUGCUGAAACACUGAAGCAGAGGCUGGAAAUACUGAAACGUCGCCAUGCUGGCCUCUCCCUUGCUUGCAGAGGAGUCAAGAAGAAAAUCAGUGGGGUAAACUCUUUUCUGCCAGUCUAAAUGGCUGAUUUGAAUGUCAGAAGUGGGAAGGUGUUUUUCUGUGCACAAGUAAAAUAUUAAAUUGCACAUUGUUAGAUCCUAAUGUAUACUCUAUUGUGCAUGUAGCUGUAUACAAGUUAAUUUUUACAUAUUUGAUCCUUCACUCUACCCACCUCCCCCAUUGCUGUCAUUGAAAGAAAGGGUAUUUUGCAGUCUUAGUGCAUUCUUUUAUAUUUAUCAAAAUUCAUUCCCUGUUAAAUACAUCUUAUAUACCUCUUUGUACUCUCUCAGCACAGAGAUGGUAAAAAUGCAGUUUUAUUCUUUUGUAUUAUUUCAACAUGUUAUUGGUGGAGGCCAUGGAUUAAUAAACUGAAAAUAACCAAUUAA